Molecule: messenger RNA, 3545 nt
Organism: Daucus carota subsp. sativus
Lineage: Eukaryota; Viridiplantae; Streptophyta; Magnoliopsida; Apiales; Apiaceae
Product: vacuolar protein sorting-associated protein 54, chloroplastic
Exons: 19
Coding region: 158-3190 (1010 amino acids)
Biological process (GO): retrograde transport, endosome to Golgi; Golgi to vacuole transport
Cellular component (GO): GARP complex
Molecular function (GO): syntaxin binding
Source: RefSeq, a predicted model, not a curated record
AAGAUCGAACCCAAUCAAACAAUAAAUAUUACUAAUAAUUUCCAAAAUUAACCAUAUUCAUCCCCCAGCUCGAUUCUUAAUGUUUUAGAUCCAAAUCAUCAUACAAAAACACACCGAAACACACACACAUUGCUUGCUGAGAUUAUUAAAAAUAAUAAUGGAACUGGGGAGAUACUCACUAGACCUGAAAAGAAGCCCCAGAAAAUCAUUCACAUCAUCCCCACUCUCUAAAUCAAUCUCCGAUGCUUCUACACAAAGCCUCUCCGCCAUUCUCAACAACCCCACCGACGCCACGUGGACCGCCUGGUUCUCGUCCCCCGCCGUCUCCCCGCCCGAUUUUCUCGCUGUUAACACGACCCGACCCGGGUCCGAACUCACCCGACCCGACUUUAAGCCCUACGUUUCUUCCAUUUGUGAACAAUUCAAUAGAUUUGAGGAUAUAAGGAAGCAUGGUAGUGAGGAGGAUGGUGUGGAAUUGGACCGGAGUGGCGGCCAGGGGGAGGCGUUGGUGGCGUGUUUACGAGAAGUGCCUGCAUUGUAUUUUAAGGAGGAUUUUGAGUUGGAGGAUGGGGGGACUUUUCGUGCCGCGUGCCCGUUUUCGAGUGUGGGGGAGAAUUUGGUGUUGCAGGAGAAGUUGUCGCAGUAUUUGGAUGUGGUGGAGGUGCAUUUAGUUAAGGAGAUUGCGUUGCGGUCCAAUUCAUUUUUCGAGGCGCAGGGGCAGUUGGAAGGGUUGAAUUCGAGGAUUGUGGAAGGGUCUAGUAGGAUUAGGGAAUUGAAGGAGACAAUUUGGGUUUUGGAUUCUGAUUUGGUUGAUUUGGCGAGACAGGUUCAGGAGCUUAGUUCGAAUAAAAGUAAUAUGUUGGUCUUGCAGCAAAAGUUGCGGUUGAUUAUGAAUGUUAAUCAUGCUCUAUCUGCUCUUAAAUUGCUGGUUGCAUCAGCAGAUUGUGCUGGAGCUUUGGACAUCACUGAUGAUUUGCGGCAAUUAUUGGAUGGGGACGAGCUGACUGGUCUGCACUGUUUUCGUCACCUUAGGGAUCAUGUAAAUGGUGCAGUCAAUUCGAUAAACAGCAUUCUUUCAGCAGAAUUUAUGCGUACAUCCAUUCAAGAUACUCGAGAUGCAGAUUCUGUAAUAUUAUUGCAAGCAAAAGAAAGGGCAGCAUCGCUUACAAAUGGAGAUGAUGAUGAGAUAAGCAUAGUUGAAACUGAUAAAGUAGAAGACUCUAAUAUUCGAGAACAGCUACUUCCUCCUAUUAUUGGAUUGCUUCGAACUGCGAAACUCCCAAGUGUAUUGAGAUUUUACCGUGAAACACUUACUGCUGAGAUGAAAUCUGCAAUCAAGGCGGUGGUUGUAGAACUUCUUCCAGUUCUUCUUUGUAGACAAUCAGACUUGGUUUAUAAUCAAGGGGAAAGAGUUGCGGAUGCAGAUGGCGGGGGCUCAUCACUCGCAAGUAAGCUUAAAACCUUGUCAUCAGACAACUUUGUUCAGCUUUUGCGGACUUUAUUUCGGAUUGUAUGGGCACACUUGGUGCGGGCUGAUGAAGUGAAAAAAGUCAUUGAAUGUAUUAUGUGCAAUCUCGAUGGUCACUAUGCUGCUGACUCAGUUGCUGCUGCAAUUGCUGUCGGUACUGCAACUUCAGAAGCAUCUCAAGAAACUGAUGCUCAAGUUUCUCCCUUCCUCUCCUAUUCUCUUCACAGAAAUACUGCAAUGUCUCCUUCAAACCAAGGGAGGGGAAAUGAUGCAAAUUAUCCAUUAAAUAUAUCAAGAAAUUUCCGAGCCGAUGUUUUGAGAGAAAACAUGGAAGCUGUCUUUGCUGCUUGUGAUGUGGGACAUGCAAAAUGGGCCAAGAUCCUUGGUGUUCGUGCAGUUCUUCAUUCCAAGUUGAGGUUGCAAGAGUUUUUAAGUAUUCACAAGCUCACUCAGGAUUUUAUUACUGCAACGGAGAUGAUUGGUGGAAGGUCGGCUUAUAGCAUUCGUGGAACAAUGCAAUCACAGACCAAAGCCUUUGUGGAUUUUCAUCAUAAUUAUCGAAUGGAUAAAAUAAAAGCAGUACUUGACCAGGAGACGUGGGUGGAGGCAGAUGUUCAUGAUGAAUUCCAAAGAAUCGCGGCUUCACUGUAUAUUGAGGAGCCUGUUGAUGACGGAAAUGCGGAUGAUACAUAUAAUAGUCUUGCAGGAGGCAAAAAUGAAUCAGUCUCUAGCAAUAGUGUUUCUGUAAUGGCAGACAGCCAAGUAGCAGAUUCUGUUAAGCCCAUUGACAGGACUGACUCUAUCGAAGUAUCUCCAGAUAUGACAACACAAAUAACUCUUUCAUCCUCAACUAGACCAACAGACAGUAAUAGCAGUGAUGUAAGAUUAUCAGCCCAAAGAAACGGUGCUACUCGGACGAUUUCUUUUAGAGGUGUUCACUAUCACAUGGUAAACUGUGGCUUAUUCGUGCUGAAGAUGCUGUCAGAGUACAUUGAUACAAAUAAUUCUUUGCCUGCAUUGUCUUCUGAAGUUGUGCUACGUGUUGUCGAGCUUUUAAAAUUCUUUAACACAAGGACUUGCCAACUUGUCCUUGGUGCUGGAGCCAUGCAGGUAUCUGGUUUAAGGUCUAUUAAUUCCAAACACUUGGCUCUAGCGAGUCAGGUUAUCAGCUUUACUUAUGCCAUUAUACCUGAAAUCAGGAGGAUUUUGUUCUACAAAGUGCCUGAGACACGACAGCCAUUACUACUGAAAGAGAUAGACCGUGUAGAGCAUGAUUAUAAGGGUCAUCGAGAUGAGAUACAUAAGAAGCUUGUACAAAUAAUGAGAGAAAGGUUGUUAUAUCAUCUCCGUGGUCUGCCACAAAUUGUUGACAGUUGGAACAGAACGGAAGAUACUGAUCCACAGCCAAGUAAUUUUGCUCGGUCCGUUACAAAGGAAGUUGGCUAUCUUCAACGUGUCCUUUCACGAACUUUGCAUGAUGCGGAUGUUCAAGCCAUAUUUCGGCAAGUGGUUGUAAUCUUCCACACUGAAAUUUCUGAAGCAUGUUCUAGAUUAGAGAUUAGCACAUCUCAAGCCAAAAAUAGGAUGUACUGUGAUCUUCAGCACGUUCUUGGAUGCAUUAGAUCACUGCCUUCUGAUGAUCUGAAUAAUUCUGAGACUCCAAACUGGGGAAUGCUUGAUGAAUUUGUUGUACAAAGAUUUGGUGGCGAAGAUGGUCAAUAGAAUUUAAUGUAUAGCUGUACACUGGUUAAUAUCUCUGACUAAUCAUUUUUCACAGAGAUGUAUUACUAUUGGAGAAGCAGGCUUUAGCAUGUCAUGAAGGUGUUCAGUUUGUUCAAACGAGGGACUCAUUUAUGAUUUCUUUGGCGGCAGUCCUGUAGGCAUACACCAAAAGCGGAAAUUGGGUCCUCAAUAUAUAGUUCUUGUGAUUGUAGUUUUAUAGCACAUCUAGGCCUAGUAUAAUUUGUUUUGGAAAGAACAAUUCUGGUGAUCUUUUUAAACUUUGCCUAUUGUUCUUUUUUAUUCUCAGAAGUAGCUCAAACCUUAUCAUUCUUUAAAAGUGCCUUAAAUUCAUCAA